CGGUCACCUUCCCUCUUGCCAUACUCCGCGCCAUAUCAGACAUAAUGCGUUUCCGAACCCAAUUGAAGAAUACCAGAACUUUUUCCAAAUUAACUGCCUCGCUGUCAUCACUGGGCAAAGUAUGUUGGAUGCGGCUGGAAUACGACGUAGUCCGCUUCACAGUGAUCCCAGAGCAAGGCACCCAAGUAUGGGCACAGAUCCCGGUUGACACCAUCUUCGAGGAGUCAUCGUAUCAAUUAGAAUCCAACUCAAAUGCAAUCAAUAUCGAAAUCAACAUCAGCCUUCUGAACCGUGCGCUGCGGUCAACAUUCGGCGCCUCAUCCUCUCAACUGCGCCUGACAAAGAAAGACAAGAUGCCACUGCUCGCGCUCACAGUACUCACUACUGAAUGGACCGAGGGUAAUAUGGCCCUUGCCACCGACGAACCAGGCGAACAAAGCCACGCAACAGGCCCAUCCGCCCAAGGUGAUGUCGUCGGCGACCGGCGAGCGCGUGAGCGUGAAACGUGGAUCACGCAGGAAGUCCCCAUCAAGAUCCUACACGAAGACGUAGUAGAAAGCCUCCACGAGCCGCAUUGCCCGGAUCCAGAUGUAUACAUCAUUCUGCCAAACCUGAUGCAGUUGAAGAGUAUCUCAGACCGAUUCACUAAGCUUGCCUCUUCGGACAGCAAGGGCCGACAGUCUGGGAUCGUGGUUGCGGACCCGGCGGCCUCUACUACCGGUGCCACGGCGCUUUCUACUAAUUCGGCCCCCAAACUGGAGUUGUCGGCUAACAUGCACGGUAAAUUGCGCCUCGCGAUUGCGACGGAUGAUUUGCGCAUUGCCAGCGUAUGGUCCGGACUCGUGAAUCCUCCUCUGGAUCCUGCACAUAUCACGCAGGACCAGGCGUCUCAACUACCUAGUGAGCGAAUGCGCGAAGCCGGUGACGAUGAUGAGGCUGGAUGGGCAAAAGUGAGGAUUGAUGGGAAAGAUUGGGGUCGGGUGCUGAGCGUAGGAAGAUUGAGUCCGAAGGUCGUUGCUUGCUUUAUCAACGAAACGGCGCUAGUUUUGUAUGUCUACCUACCAGGCAGUUGGAACGGCGAGGAAUCAUGUCUGACUUACUACAUCAAUUCUUUCACGACGUGAAUAAUCAAUCUCUAUCUGGUUUAUCUAAGAUAAAUGGGC
Molecule: messenger RNA, 1163 nt
Organism: Penicillium brasilianum
Lineage: Eukaryota; Fungi; Ascomycota; Eurotiomycetes; Eurotiales; Aspergillaceae
Source: the annotation of a GenBank genome assembly